Molecule: messenger RNA, 1948 nt
Organism: Somion occarium
Lineage: Eukaryota; Fungi; Basidiomycota; Agaricomycetes; Polyporales; Cerrenaceae
Source: the annotation of a GenBank genome assembly
CGGUCGCCUGACUGAUUCUAUUGGACACACCGUACGUAUCCUUCAACGACGAGGGUGGUUCAGAACCAGACUCCGAACCAGAUCCACAAAUAUAACGCACGUUUGUUGCACGCUCUGGCUCAGCCUCGGGAUAUAUAUAUAUAUAACGAGUUGAUGCAGCCAUCAUGUCCGAGUCCGCUUGGUAUCAAACUCUUCACGUCAUGGUUGGAUAUCUGCAGUGGUUGUCGGUGUACGCGUUGGCUCUGUUGUGGUCAUCUCCAGCUGUGGAAAGCGUGGAGGUCAUUUCGUCAAUCGAGGGUGUUUACAAUUCUUCUCGUACUCCGGCCAAUUUCCCGUGGAAUACCUACAAUUAUUGCAAUGCACCACACGUCAAUGCGAAGCAUUACAUUAUACCACCCGUUCCUGGCGCGAAAUUGGUCUACCUCAAUAUGGUGGUGCGACACCACAAGCGAACCCCCGAUAACCUAUAUCCACAAGAAAAUGAGCUGAAUGCCGUACCUUGGAAUUGUUCCGACCUGCGUCAGUUCAGCUUUGGUGGAGGUACCACUCAAAUAUUCCAUGAGACCGUUACCCCGGAUUGGCACCCAUUUCUAAGCAAGUUUUGGAAUGGUACUUGCGACGAAGGUCAACUUACUCAGGGAGGGCUUGAGGACGCCGUCGCACAUGGGAAGGAUUUCUGGUCUGUAUACGGUCAGAAGCUUCGGCUUCUGCAUUCAGUAAACGAGAAAGAUAUCUUCGUACGAACCUCAACCGCAACGCGAACGUUCCAAGUGGCUGGUGGCAUGUUAACCGGAAUGGAUCCUGCUCUGGCCCGCCAGAGUUUCCCUGUGGUAACUCAGCCAGGCACUAUCGACUCCAUUGUACCAAGCUACUCCUGUCCAAAGGCCGACGCGAUCCGAGAUGCAUUUCAAUCUGUGCCGGCCUGGACAGAUCAUCUCGAGGCCAACGCCUCGUUGAAAGCUAGAUUGGAUGCAACGCUCGGUACAACGGGUUUGGCUGACUGGGCGUCUUGGUAUGAUCACUUCUUUGACACUUUCACGUCGAGAACUUGUCAUAGUCACCCGUUACCUUGUAAUUCAACUGGCGGUUGCGUAGCCGAAGCGGACGCAGCAAAGGUAUUUGCCAUCGGCGAUUUCGAAUAUAACUACAUUUGGAACGCAGCUCAAAAUGCCAGCACUUACAAUCAGUUGACCUUUGGCGUAUUCUUCCAAGAGCUUGUCCAAAAUUUCAAGCUCUUCCGCUCCGGAGAGGAGAAAUUCAAAGCUCGACUCUUUGUUGGGCACGACGGCUCCAUGAUCAGAUUAGCAUCUGGGCUAGGGUUGGGAAAGAUCUCUCCUCUCCGUUGGCCAGCUCUGGGAUCUGAAAUUGUGAUGGAGGCGUGGCAAGAGAAGGAAUCCAAUUUUGUCCGUGUCAUACACGAAGGUACUCCUGUGAAAGGCCUAGAAUGGAUGCCAUUGGAUGACUUCAUCACCCUACUUCAAUCCCAAGUUCCAGCCGACAUCCUUUCGGUUUGUAAUAGUACCUGAUAUCGCCAGCUUGUGUGUAUUAGAGGAGAUACGUAGCCUUCCAGCUAUUGUAGAGGUACAGUUUGUCGGGCGGGCAAGUGAGAUCAAUACGGAUACAGUUCUACCGAUAACCAAAAAUACCACCAUAACUAAAGGCAUCAAAGCAAGAAGACGAAGACGAGGGACGGACGAGUAAGCGUGUAUACCGUAGAUAAGAAAGCGCUUGACGAUCCAGAAUGAAUAAGUCGCCAGAGUCACCAGGACAUGAAGUUUUAUGUCCGCGUUUCCAAUAAGGCGCUCAUAAGAAUUCAGUCGGAUCCCUCCACUCCGCAUCCUCGCAUUCGAACCAUUCUAGCCAUUCCUUCGCGUUAUAUCGAGUUCUAGCUUUGGGCCAUUCUUCGAGUUUUACUUGACCUGAUGCAGGGGCUGCAGGGCGCGUCACU